CAACGAAUUUCCUCUAAAAAUGGGUAAAAGGAAGGAUACUUCGAUUCGUGAGGAAAUCAUGGAAGACGACGAUGAACAACAGCAACAAAAUCAACGCAAUCUAGACGAGUCUUCGUCUUUAUCGAAUGAUAAGAGCUUGUAUGAGAUUCUUGGGGUAGAAAGAACAGCAUCUCAGCAGGAGAUAAAGAAGGCAUACCAUAAGUUGGCAUUGCGAUUACAUCCUGAUAAGAAUCCUGAUGAAGAGGAUGCUAAAGAAAAAUUUCAGCAACUGCAGAAAGUUGUGUCGAUACUUGGUGAUGAGGAUAAACGGAUGCUUUAUGAUCAGACCGGCUGUGUUGAUGAUGCUUAUCUUGCUGGGGAUGUGGUUCAAAAUCUGAAGGACUUCUUCAGAUCCAUGUACAAAAAGGUCACGGAGGCUGACAUUGAAGAGUUUGAAGCCAGAUAUAGAGGAUCUGAAUCAGAGAAAACUGAUUUGAUUGAUCUUUACAACAAGUACAAAGGUCAUAUGAACAGGCUCUUCUGUUCAAUGCUAUGCUCAGAUCCUAAGCUUGAUUCACAUCGAUUCAAGGACAUCAUUGAUAAUGCAAUUUCUUCAGGAGAGUUGAAGUCAACCAAAGCAUAUAAGAAAUGGGCUAAACAGGUGUUGGACACUAAACCACCUACAGACUCAUUACGUCGUAAGGAGAAAUCAAAGAAAGAACCGAACGAUCUGUAUGCCAUCAUUUCACAGCGUCAAAGCGAGAGAAAAGGUGGUCUAGACUCGAUGUUCACGUCUCUACUCAGCAAAUACGGUGGAGGGCAACCAAGUUCGGAACCUACUGACGAAGAGUUCGAAGCCGCCAGGCAAAAUAUCGAAAAACGAAAAGCCAAGCACAAGUAACUGAACUUUUCAAGACAUGGUGUGGGUGUGGCCUCAUAACUUGUAAGAUAUCUUGUGAAUUCUGUUUGCUUUGUCAAUUGUCAAGUGUGUAUGGUUUUUUGGUGCCUAUUUUUCCCAUUUCAGU
This is a messenger RNA of Cynara cardunculus var. scolymus (artichoke), 1004 nucleotides long. RefSeq names its product chaperone protein dnaJ 6-like. The record is from RefSeq and is a predicted model, not a curated record. Bases 20 to 880 code for a protein of 286 amino acids. NCBI's taxonomy places the organism in Eukaryota, Viridiplantae, Streptophyta, Magnoliopsida, Asterales, Asteraceae. The transcript is spliced from 8 exons.